Molecule: messenger RNA, 1872 nt
Organism: Mesoplodon densirostris (Blainville's beaked whale)
Lineage: Eukaryota; Metazoa; Chordata; Mammalia; Artiodactyla; Ziphiidae
Gene: KLHL40
Product: kelch like family member 40
Exons: 6
Coding region: 1-1872 (623 amino acids)
Biological process (GO): skeletal muscle fiber development; negative regulation of protein ubiquitination; negative regulation of proteasomal ubiquitin-dependent protein catabolic process
Cellular component (GO): I band; A band
Molecular function (GO): protein binding
Source: RefSeq, a predicted model, not a curated record
AUGGCGUUGGGCUUGGAGCAGGCGGAGGAGCAGCGGCUGUACCAGCAGACGCUCCUGCAGGACGGGCUCAAGGACAUGCUGGACCACGGCAAGUUCCUCGACUGCGUGGUGCGGGUGGGUGAGCGCGAGUUCCCAUGCCACCGCCUGGUGCUGGCUGCCUGCAGCCCCUACUUCCGGGCGCGCUUCCUGGCCGAGCCCGAGCGCGCGGGCGAGCUGCGCCUGGAGGAGGUGUCCCCUGACGUGGUGGCCCAGGUGCUACACUACCUGUACACGUCAGAGAUCGCGCUGGACGAGGCAAGCGUGCAGGACCUGUUCGCCGCGGCGCACCGCUUCCAGAUCCCAUCCAUCUUCACCAUCUGCGUGUCCUUCCUGCAGAAGCGCCUGUGCCUCGCCAACUGCCUGGCGGUCUUCCGCCUAGGCCUCCUGCUCGACUGCGCGCGCCUUGCCGUGGCCGCCCGCGACUUCAUCUGCGCGCACUUCUCGCUGGUGGCCCGCGACGCCGACUUCCUCGGGCUCUCAGCUGACGAGCUCAUCGCCAUCAUCUCCAGCGAUGGCCUCAACGUGGAGAAGGAGGAGGCCGUUUUCGAGGCGGUGAUGAGAUGGGCGAGCAGCGGCGACGCCGAGGGGCAGGCCGAGCGCCAGCGCUCGCUGCCCACCGUCUUCGAGAGCGUGCGCUUCCGCCUGCUGCCGCGCGCCUUCCUAGAGAGCCGCGUGGAGCGCCACCCUCUCGUGCGUGCCCAGCCCGAGCUGCUGCGCAAGGUGCAGAUGGUGAAGGAUGCGCACGAGGGCCGCAUCACCGUGCUGCGCAAGAAGAAGGAGAAGGGGAAGGAGGCAGUGGGGGCCAAGGCCACUGACAAGGGCACAGUCGAAGCCAAGGCAGAGGAGGAAGAAGAGGAGGCCGAGCGCGUCCUACCCGGGAUCCUCAAUGACACCCUGCGCUUUGGCAUGUUCCUACAGGACCUCAUUUUCAUGAUCAGUGAGGAGGGCGCCGUGGCCUAUGACCCGGCAGCCAACGAGUGCUACUGUGCCUCCCUCUCCACCCAGAUCCCCAAGAACCACGUCAGUCUAGUGACCAAGGAGAACCAGGUCUUCGUGGCUGGGGGUCUUUUCUACAAUGAGGACAACAAAGAGGACCCCAUGAGUGCUUACUUCUUGCAGUUUGACCACCUGGACUCAGAGUGGCUGGGGAUGCCGCCGCUGCCCUCGCCGCGCUGCCUCUUCGGCCUGGGAGAGGCUCUUAACUCCAUCUACGUGGUCGGCGGCCGAGAACUCAAGGACGACGAGCGUAGCCUGGACUCGGUCAUGUGCUACGACAGGCUGUCGUUCAAAUGGGGCGAAUCGGACCCGCUGCCUUAUGCCGUGUACGGCCACUCUGUGCUCUCCCAUAUGGACCUUGUCUACGUCAUUGGCGGCAAAGGUAGCGACAGGAAGUGCCUGAACAAGAUGUGCGUCUAUGACCCUAAGAAGUUCGAGUGGAGGGAGCUGGCCCCCAUGAAGACUGCCCGCUCACUCUUCGGGGCCACCAUCCAUGACGGCCGCAUUUUUGUGGCUGCUGGGGUCACAGACACAGGGCUGACCAGUUCAGCUGAGGUGUACAACAUCGUGGACGGCAAGUGGGCACCCUUUGAGGCCUUCCCACAAGAGCGCAGCUCGCUCAGCCUGGUCAGCCUGGCGGGCACGCUCUAUGCCAUCGGCGGCUUUGCUACACUGGAGACUGAGUCCGGGGAGCUGGUUCCCACAGAGCUCAACGACAUCUGGAGGUACAAUGAGGAGGAGAAGAAGUGGGAGGGGGUCCUGCGGGAGGUCGCCUAUGCCGCUGGCGCCACCUUCCUACCUGUACGGCUCAAUGUGCUGCGCCUGACCAAGCUGUGA